Arabidopsis arenosa is the source of this 2060-nucleotide messenger RNA. NCBI's taxonomy places the organism in Eukaryota, Viridiplantae, Streptophyta, Magnoliopsida, Brassicales, Brassicaceae. The record is from the annotation of a GenBank genome assembly.
AUUGGGCCGACCAACUUAAAACCCAGCAGCUUAAUGGGCUUCAUAGUCAUCUCCGAAUCGCUCCACUUAAAAAACUUUGUUCUUCUUCAGAUUUCUCAGGGAAGAAGAAGAACCAGAGCGUUUACCGUCGACGAACCACAGAUACGGCGUGUGGUAAUAAUGUCUUCUGGCUUGAAAAUCAUAGAAGAACAGCAGAAACCGAUUCAGAAGUUGCAGAUUUAUCCGACGGCUAAUGCUGGUGUUUCUCCUUUUUGGCGAGAGAAGUAUGAAAGGGAUGCUAAAAAGUAUUGGGAUAUAUUUUACAAGCAUCAUGGAGACAGAUUUUUCAAAGACCGCCACUACUUGGACAAAGAAUGGAAUAGCUAUUUUUCCGUAAGUGGCAAAAGUGUCAUUCUUGAGGUGGGCUGUGGAGCUGGAAAUACCAUCUUUCCGUUGAUUGCCACAUAUCCAGACAUUUUUGUUUAUGCAUGUGAUUUUUCACCACGAGCCGUCGAAUUGGUCAAGGCUCAUGAUGAAUACACGGAGACGCGUGUGUGUGCAUUUGCUUGUGACUUGACAGGGGAUUGUCUUGACAAGCAUAUUUCUCCAUCUUCAGUUGAUAUUGUGACCAUGAUAUUCGUUUUAUCUGCGGUAUCCCCAGAGAAGAUGGCCUCAGUAUUGCAGAACAUUAAGAAAGUGCUUAAGCCAAAUGGGUGUAUACUAUUCCGUGACUAUGCUGUCGGUGAUCUCGCUCAGGAGAGGUUUUCUGGGAAGGAUCAGAAGAUCAGCGAGAACUUUUAUGUGAGAGGUGAUGGCACUCGUGCAUUCUACUUUUCUAAUGAAUUCCUAGAAACUCUGUUUUCCGAACAAGGAUUUGAAGUUGAGGAGCUUGAUGUUUGCUGCAAACAAGUUGAGAAUCGUUCACGCGAACUGGUCAUGAAUCGGCGCUGGGUCCAAGCUACAUUUCGUCGAUCACAUGGCAACCAAAACCCUUGUGAUAGUUUGAGUCCUGCCAAAUUAGACAAAUCUGAACAACAGGAUAGCAUUCAGUCUAAAUCUGAGGAGCAGGAAAGAAAAGAGAUUAUCGAUAACACUGACAUUGACAUAUCUGAUGGUCUGGCUAUGGAAAUGUUCGGAGCCUCCCCAUCAAGUCAUGAGAUGACCGUGGUUAAGCUUAGGGAUUCUGAUUUUAAAAUCAAACUUUUGUCCAAAGAAUAUCAACAUACAUGCAAAUCUACGGGGUUGAUGCUCUGGGAGUCUGCUCGGCUUAUGGCUUCUGUUCUUGACAGGAACCCAAACAUUGUGUCUGGAAAACGGGUGUUGGAAUUGGGUUGUGGCUGCACAGGAAUUUGCUCGAUGGUAGCUGCCAGAUCAGCUAACCUUGUGGUAGCUACCGAUGCAGACACAAAGGCACUUACACUACUGACAGAGAACAUCACAAUGAACCUCCAAUCUUCUUUACUUGGAAAACUGAAAACAGGUGUACUUGAAUGGGGUAACAAAGAGCACAUCGAAUGCAUUAAGGGUUUGGCUUGUGAGGGAUUUGAAGUUAUCAUCGGGACAGAUGUGACCUAUGUAGCUGAAGCCAUUAUACCUUUAUUUGAAACCGCAAAAGAAUUGAUCUUACGGAAAAUGGGAGACCUAGAGGUGCAAGAAAAGCCGGCAUUGAUUCUAUGCCAUGUUUUCAGAAGGGUUGAUGAACCUUCUCUCCUGUCAGCUGCAUCUAAGUUUGGGUUUAAGCUUGCAGACAGAUGGGCUGCAAAUUCAAAGGAAUCUCCUAUCGGGAACAUCAUUGACAGUUGGUUUUCCGAAAAGGAUUUGGUCGCGGAAAUCCCAAGUUCUGCGUUGCAUAUUCUUUACUUUCAGAUGGAGUAACUAUGGGGUGGAGGAUCAAAUGUUGAUUACAAAGAGUUUUUAUUUUAUUUUCUCAUUGAAUCUUAAUCAAUGAAUGUUAUACAUGUAUCCUUGAUCAGUGGAUUGCGUUGGGUGAUCAUUUUCUUUGUACUGUAAGAAUCUGACUUCUAUGAGCAGUGAGUUUUUUGGGUAGGAAACGAUUACAAAAAUAAAUUAAAAGUGCAUCC